Molecule: messenger RNA, 522 nt
Organism: Prorocentrum cordatum
Lineage: Eukaryota; Dinophyceae; Prorocentrales; Prorocentraceae
Source: the annotation of a GenBank genome assembly
AUGCCUAAGGAUGGGCACCUGGACACCUGGUGGCUCCUCGGCCCGCAGGUGGCGGAGUGCCCUGACAUUUUGGUGCAGGUGGCGGACCCGUGGGUGGCCCUCGGGGACUUCUUGGUGUCCGCCACCGUCGUUCCCGCCGUGGUGAUCUUGCUCCUGCCCUUCACCGGGCUCUACACGCCGUCCUGGCUGGACGCCUUCUACGCCGGAGGGCAGCCGCUUCAGGCGGCCUUCGUGGUGCUGGGAGGCCAGCUGGCCACCUCGUGGAUCUUCGCGGCCGUUGCCACGGGCGCCUACGCCGACAAGGCGGUGGACUCCAGCAACCUCGCCAACACGCUGCGGGGCACCUGGCUCGCGGGGGCCGUGGCCACGGCGCUGCUGGUGGUCAUUGCGGCCGUGAGCCUGCUGACCGACUGCGUGACCGGCGGGUGUACGGACGUGAUGGGCGACAUCUCAGCCUCCCUCGUCGACGUCAUCGUGGCGGCCCAGCCGGCUGCGGACUGGAGCCGCGCGGGCGGCAGGUAA